AUGGAAAACACUAUAAGGACGACAACUCCGAAACGUCGAAACUCGACGAACCCUUUCGAGACAUCGCCGGAAGAGGAGGUGAAAGAUGUGCUGAGCGGCGGCCACUCGCCGGUGGCCACGACUAUCGCCGACAUGACCGCAGACUUUUACAACGCGAUCAGCGCUAACUCAUACGAACCGCCGACGGCGCCCGACUCCUUCAAGUCGUCGCCCCCCGUGUCGGCCAAACUGCCGGACCUGACGGGCAGUGGCAGUAGUGGUGGCCAACCCUUUGACCCGUUCGCCACCAUUCACGACGACGACACGCCUAAGCGCCAGUCGGUGGGCGACGACGGGUCCACCGGUUCGGCACUCGUCGCCCAUAAAGUGCUGUCACCGGACGGUAUGUGCGGCGGAGGCGGCGAUCCCUUCGCCUCACACGGCAUACACAGCCCUCCGUCGCCGGCACUGCCGCCGCCCGACCAGUCAUUUCUGUCGGCGAUCGGCGAUCACACGGACUACUUGUCCGAUCUGUCGGACAUCGAAGACAACGCCGACAUCAAUAAAGACUAUCGAAACGAUAGCAUAAAUACAUAUAAUAGUAAUUACAAUAAUUCCGUUGUCGACGGCUCUAAUGGUUCCCGAAGAAGAAGCAGUGCCUUUCAAAUGGAAUUAUUAGAAGGUGAUAAGGACUCGCCGGCGCCCACGUUUGAGCCCCUGCCGGCCACUAAUAUACUACAGCGUAAGCAAUCGCUUCCACCUCCGGAACCGCCCGAAGAGUUGAUCGAUGUCUCCAAUUCAUAUCAAUCGGCCAUCACUUCCACACAAAACCCAUACUUCGAUCCGUUUCAGACUGUCUUCGAUAAGGAUCCAGAAGAAGAUGUCAUCACAGAAACGGCCUUCAAUUCACAGCCUAUUGUGACUGAGAUCACAAGAACCGAGAGCUUAGACAAGUCGACGACAAACCGGAGACGACUGUCCACUCAGGACUCCAUACAAGACUCGGGUCAGCCCAACAAAGACGCCGUCGGUAUCAUAAACGACGCCUUCGACGAGAACAUCGUUGAGCCAAUUGUUGAGCCAAUUGUUGAGCCAAUUGUUGAGCCGAUCUCUGACCCCAUCGGUGGCGACACCGACGGCAUCGCCGACAUCACCGACACCAUCGGUCAGUCGGGUGUUGUGUCCGGCGGUUACGACGACUACUACACCGGCGGCGACGCCGACAUCAGCGGACACGAGUUGGACUCGCAGACCAGUGACGGCACAAACGCCCAGCACUCAGGCUCCGUCACGACCGUCGACGCGACCGCCAAUGCCGUCACAUUUGGCGCCACAACCACUACGACCACCGACUCGGGUGUGGCCGCCGGUGUGUCCGCUAUGGACGACAUAACCGAUUGCGGUAAAGACCCGUUCGACACGUCGGACUUCGAUUCGGCCGCAUUCGACGCCUUUGCCAACAAGUUUGACUCGACCUCCGGUGCCGGCACUGCCGACAACUCAAUAGUCGCCUCAUACGACCCGUUCGCCUCUCCCAUGAAGAUAGCGAAGAAAGCGGACGAUAGCGCGGCUGUGGCCGCCGCUGAAGGGGACGUGUUUGACAUCUUCGACCCGUACGCCAACCGACCGGCACUCAAGACGCCUAAGAAUACGCCGGCGAAGAGUUUCAAAGACUCCCAGAAGGACUCGUUUGAUGACUACGGGGCCGACGAUAACCUCAAGAUUGUUAUCAGGGCUAAGAUGAAGGACAACGUCGACGGUAGUAAAGGACUGCAAUUGGCGCCUCCACUACUGCCACCGCCGCCAAAAUCUCCCAAAUUCUCUCAACUGGAAGGCAUGGAUCUGAUGCCGGGAGAGGACGAAGUGGUUGUGGACGAGUUCGAGGCGUUCUUCGGCGCCGGACAGUUGUCCGAAGCGGCCCAACACGUGAUGCCUGCGGGCGGCGAACAGGAGUGGCCGACGGCUUUCGGUGAGGCGGCGUCCAGAGAGAGGGCCGACUCGACUGAAUCGCCGCAAACGCCGCUCUACGACGAGGAUACGUCUCAGCCGUUGGAGGACUUCCCGCCCAAAUACGUGGGCGACGGCUGGGAAAUGCUGUUGCGGUACCCGAACAAGAAGAAGCUGACGGCCAACCGGUGCUGGAAGAAGAUCUAUGUCAAGUUUGUCGCCGACAGCUGUAUAUUCCAGUUGUUCAACAAGAAGGAGGACAACAACCCCUUCCAGGAGACGCCACUGCAGGCCUCGUACUCGCUGUCCGACAUCUCUACCCAACAGUACGAUCAAUACGGAAAGAUAUUCACAAUCAAAUUGCAGUAUAUCUUCUAUCGGGAACGGGUGGGCGUACGGCCCGGACAGAUAGCCAAGGUAAUGCAGGGCCAGAUCACAUCGAUGGGUCAGUUCGCGAAGUUGGGUAUGCCUUUAGAGCACGCGCCGCAAGUGUCGGAACUGUUCAAAUUGGGUUCGCAGACCUAUACGGACCUCAAAGAGAUGCAACUCGUGGUGGAAGAGGCGCUGUUCAGGACCACAAUACACAGGGAUCGGGCGCUCACUUACAAGACCGAAGAGAUCCAGUGCGCCGUUCAGGACGAGCUCUAUGUCGAGCAAAACAAGAUGGGAAUCAUUACCAAACAGUUGGCCAGAGUUCGCAUCUUUUUUCUCGCCUUUGUUAACGGUAUGCCUGUCAUCGAAGUGGGAAUUAAUGACAUGAAACGUCAGGGCAAGGAAGUGGUCGGAAGGCAUGACAUCAUUCCGGUGGUGACCGAAGAGUGGAUCCGUUUGGAGGACUACGAGUUUCACUGUUGCGUUCAGCCCGAAGACUUCGAAGCCACGCGUAUACUGAAGCUGAUCCCACCG
Molecule: messenger RNA, 2832 nt
Organism: Medioppia subpectinata
Lineage: Eukaryota; Metazoa; Arthropoda; Arachnida; Sarcoptiformes; Oppiidae
Source: the annotation of a GenBank genome assembly